AUGAAGCGUGUGUAUUUAUCGGGUGCUGCGAAGAAGAAGGCAAAAAAUGAAAAAAAACUUAAAGAAGAUAAAGGAAAACGUCAUUUACAUGAUUUCGGUUGGUGUACGUCAAGUAGGAACUUGGCUCAAAAUGAUAUAAACGAGCAACAAUGUGAUGUUGAUGACCCCAAAGUAUUAGAAAAUGAAAAAACCGUAAAUAUUCAUGUAGGAGAGUCCAAAAAAAGUAAAAUUGAUGAUACAGUUGUUCCAUAUCCAAAAGAAAUUAAUGAAAACGUUAUUAACACACAAAAUAAUGAGGUAGUUAAAUGUAUACCAAUGAACGAGAAUGAAAGUGUAAAGGAAUUAGAUAAAAAUGUUAUUGACAGUAAUAUAUUUUGUUCCAAAGGCAUUAUUGAAGCCAAUUAUAACAAACAAUCUGACGAAAUGUUUAAAUUAAGUAACGAUCCAGCAACUUGGAAAAAACUUAGUUUGUCAGAUCGCGACUAUUUAGCUGCAGUUGGUCCACCUACUAUGCCAUCAAAGUUUCCCCAUGAUGAACAUGAGAAUCGCUCUUUUCCGAUUUCACUUUUACAAAAAACCUUACCUAAUAAAGAAACAGUAAAACGCGACUGGCUUGUAUGGAGUACACUAAAAAAUGCUUUAUUUUGCUUUCCGUGUUGUCUUUUUUUAAGAGAUGAUGAAUUUGAGCCAUCGGGUUUAUGUAGAAAUGGUAUUGAAAAUAAUUGGAGAAAACUGUAUGACAAGAUCGAUAACCACGAAGGGAAUACGAAGCACAUAGAAAGAUAUUUAUUAUGGAAGGACUUGGUAGAAGCAAUAAAUGGUAGGAAAGGGAUCGACAAAGAUUUGCAAGUUUCUAUUAACACAGAGAAAGAAAAAUGGAGAAAACUCCUUCGGAUAGUAGUAGAUAUCACAUUGUUUUUAGCAGAAAAUAAUUUGCCAUUUAGAGGCAUACACUCAACGAUCGAUCAUGAUGACUGUGGACUUUUUAUUUCAACUGCAAAAUAA
Messenger RNA from Rhopalosiphum padi (bird cherry-oat aphid), 1005 nucleotides. Its product is annotated as zinc finger MYM-type protein 5-like. The transcript has a single exon. Lineage: Eukaryota; Metazoa; Arthropoda; Insecta; Hemiptera; Aphididae. The record is from RefSeq and is a predicted model, not a curated record. Bases 1 to 1005 code for a protein of 334 amino acids.